AUGUUUAAAUACCUUACAUUGCCAUCAAUGAAAACAAUAACAUUCGAAGACGUUGUAGAUUAUCAGAAAGGUGAUGGAAACUUUACUUACCAUAACGAGGAAUCAAACUACGUAUUUCGAAUUUUUGAUGACUUCACGUGUGGUGCUUUAAACACGGAUACAAUUAAGAACUUAAUGGGAGGUGAAGAAUUUCAGACUCGUGUUUUAAGAGACACAAAACAAAUAUAUCCUGUUCCUUUAGUACUUUUGUUUAACACAAAAGAAUUCCGCAAUUUCGUGUACAGUUUCGGAUCAGAUGACUGGCUUGAGAAAAACUGCAGCAUCUACCCUCCAGUUGAUUUCAAAGAAUUUCGUUCUCUUGGUAACGAAUAUGUAAUACCUUCUUGGAAAGAACCAAUAUUUAAAAUGGAUGACCGUGGUAAUCUGACUGAUGAUGAUUUCCUCCUAACUUCUGUACUAGGAAUCAGUUCAGAAGAACUUGAAAUGAUAUUAAGUACAAAAUACAUGGAAGGAUACCCAAAUUACGUUAAAAUCCAGAAAACAAUGAUGCAGAAGAGAGCAGAGAAGAGUCCAGUUGUCACACAAGUCCCCAUUCCAAUCAGGGCAGUCCAACCAAUGGAGGAAGUCCACCAGAGCAACGAGAUGGAGGUUGAAGUGGCUCCUCCAGAAGACAUGGGGUUCAUCCAAACAGGAUACUCCCAACAAUACAUCUAA
Messenger RNA from Entamoeba invadens IP1, 714 nucleotides. RefSeq lists its product as hypothetical. The transcript has a single exon. Bases 1 to 714 code for a protein of 237 amino acids. The record is from RefSeq and is a predicted model, not a curated record. NCBI's taxonomy places the organism in Eukaryota, Evosea, Mastigamoebida, Endamoebidae.